Messenger RNA from Aplysia californica (California sea hare), 843 nucleotides. Its product is annotated as tight junction protein ZO-2. The record is from RefSeq and is a predicted model, not a curated record. Gene Ontology annotation, cellular component: plasma membrane; bicellular tight junction. Gene Ontology annotation, molecular function: cell adhesion molecule binding. Gene Ontology annotation, biological process: protein localization to cell-cell junction; cell-cell junction organization; cell-cell adhesion. Lineage: Eukaryota; Metazoa; Mollusca; Gastropoda; Aplysiida; Aplysiidae.
UCCCAAAAUGUGUGAAUAACACCCUAUAAUAUUUCAUCUUUCCUUCAGUGCGGAGCUGCUCAAGUCCCAACAGAAGGAAGACGCGGACAAGGAGAAUUUCCCCGCCAGGGGGCGUGGCAGCCUCUUCAAGAGGAAGUCGUCUAGACGGGCCAAGUCGCUGGGGAAGGACCAUUGGGACGAGGUGAUGUUCGCUGGACUUGCGUCUAAGUUCCCGGCGUACGAGAGAGUGUUGCUGCGAGAUGAGAAAACACUGCCUGCUGGACGUGACGCCCCAGAACGUGGACCGGCUCAACUACGCCCAGUUCCACCCCGUGGUCGUCUACCUCAAGGCCGACGGGAAGCAGGCCAUCAAGGACGUGCGCUCCCGCUGGAAGACCAUGUCCCGCAACCCGCGGAAACUGCUGGAGCACAACGAGAAGAUUGAGAGGAUGUACUCCCAUUUGUUCACUGGUGUGCUGAGUCACAUGGGAACAGACGCCUGGUUCCCCAAACUGUGCAAGAUGAUAGACACCCAGCAGCGGCAGCAGGUCUGGAUGUCGGAGAAACAGCCGACGGAAGACAUGAGCGACGACUUUAUGUUCCCCAUGUCCACCCGCAUGAGCUUCGGAGCCGGGGCUGACAGCGACCUUGACCUCCCGAGGCCGCGAGACGACCUUGACGUGUCCCCGCUGCAGAAGAAGCGUCUGGUGCGCUCCUCCUCCGACCCCAGUGUGAACACGCACGAAAACAUUCCGGGCAUCCCGCCCUACCCCUCCCCGCCCACCUACAAGAACCAGAGGAUUCCCUCACACGACUCGCGCGUGUCGACCUCCGAGACCAGCCCAAGGUCACCGCCGAGGGAUG